UACGUCGUUGAUUAUGAACCUAUAAUUAUGGAAAGUCACUUUAAUAAAGAUUUAACAGUCAAAUCUGACCUAGAAUUAAGUAACUUAGUAGCUGGAGAUGUACCUACGGACAUCCUUUUUCCCGACGAGUUAAAUAGAUAUUUGCGAGAACAGAUACAGUAUGUGAGACACGAAAAUGUGAUGCUCCAGAGGAAUUUCUCGGAGCAGGAGAGGCAGUUGGAAGAAACACAAGAGAAGCUAAAAGUGUUGCUAAAAGAGCAGCAACAAGCCGGUCUAAAGAAUUCACCCAAGAACGAGUAUGUGACCGCCUCACAGGUAUCAAAUAGUAAAUUUGUCGAACUAUCUAAGAAGUUAAGGGAAAAAACCAGUGAAGUUGAGUGUUUGAAAAAUCGAUGUUCAAAACUUGAAGCAGAACUGUCGGAAUGUCAUUUUUCGGAAACUGAUGAUGGUAAACUAGGACAAGAAGAGACAGUUAAGAAGACACCCAGCGAUGAUGACCAAACGAAGAAGCUGCAAGACAAACUUAGCAUGACAACUUAUAAAUUGUUGGAAGCGAAAAAUUCAAACACUCAGUUAAAAAAUGAACUGAAAUCUAUGAAAAAAUGUCUUCAACAAGAAAUAGGCGAAAACUACGAGUCGUUAGUCAGCAAUUCUAAUUGGAGAGGACGAGCACAGACUAUCUGUGACUUGACCCAGAAGAACACUGAAUUAAAAGAAAAGUUAAAAAAUAUACAAGACAAAACUGCUGGUAAUGCAACUAACGUGGAAGCGAUUGCAAAAGCUGAAAGCAAAAUUCAUACACUGACGCAGGAGAAUGAACAAAUCAAAAAUGCGAGUGAAGAUCUAUUAAAAAAAUUCAGCACUCUAAAAACAAAACAUAGAACAAUGGAAACCGAUUUUUCCAUAAUGAAGUCCAAAUAUGGAUUGUUGUCUGAACAGACUGAGCGUGAUAAGGAAAUAAUGAACACUUUAACUUGGCAACUGAGCACGCUGAAAGAAACGCAAAACGAUGCACACAGACAAAAGGACAAACAAAUAAAGAAACUAAAAUCUGAAGUUGAUAAUUUAACAGGCGAAAUAAACAAAUAUAAAUGUCAAAUAGAUAACAUGAAUAACACGAUAAUAGAAAAGUCUAAGCAAAUUGCUGUCCUGAAGGCAGUUGAAGGAGGACCGAAAUUAAAUAACGAAAUCAUUCCAACGAAAAAGGAUAACCAAUUGGGUCGAAUGGAAGCAGAGAGACUACGUUUGUUGGAGUUGCUCGAAAUGGAAAAUCGCAGAUUACAGGCUGAACGGGACAAGCAUGGUGAAACACAAAAUCAACUCCGUUUUGAACGGCACAGGGCGGCCAAGUUAGAGUCUACAGUCGCACGCAUGAAUUUAGAACAAAACUCCACGAAGGUUGCGAGUUACAGUAAUUUGAUUGCGAAUCGAUCACAAGACACCAUUGGUAGACUUCAAGACGACUUGGUUCUGGCAGAAGAAACCAUUAAAGCACUUAAAACGAGAAUCGAUCUUGAGAAACAAGAGAGGAAACAAGAUUACAUCGAGUUUUCUCGAAUUUUACAAAAUGAUGACAGGAAAAAGAAAUAGUUUAUAAAACUUUACAUUAUUGAAAAUAUACAGUAUACACUUUUAACAA
Molecule: messenger RNA, 1639 nt
Organism: Aethina tumida (small hive beetle)
Lineage: Eukaryota; Metazoa; Arthropoda; Insecta; Coleoptera; Nitidulidae
Product: coiled-coil domain-containing protein 13
Exons: 7
Coding region: 28-1590 (520 amino acids)
Biological process (GO): non-motile cilium assembly; cytoplasmic microtubule organization
Cellular component (GO): centriolar satellite
Source: RefSeq, a predicted model, not a curated record